Molecule: messenger RNA, 952 nt
Organism: Arabidopsis arenosa
Lineage: Eukaryota; Viridiplantae; Streptophyta; Magnoliopsida; Brassicales; Brassicaceae
Source: the annotation of a GenBank genome assembly
CAUCACAAACUAAACAAUAAACCAUACAAAAAAAAUAUGAAAAUCCUCUUACUUUCAGUUCUCUUGCUCUUGGCCGCUACGGUCUCGGCAUCCGUUCCAGAUCUCAUCGAACUCGUCGAUUCGAACACCAUCUCUGGGAACGAAGCCGAACUCUUAGAGAAAGAGAAACUUUCCAUCAACUACCACAACUGUAGAAGCUGGCACCUUGGUGUUGAGACUUCUAAUAUCAUAGACUUCGACACGGUGCCCGCAAAUUGCAAAGACUAUGUUGAAGACUACUUGAUCACUUCCAAACAAUAUCAAUCUGACUCCAAAACGGUGUGCAAAGAGGCUUAUUUCUACGCCAAAGGACUUGCCCUAAAGAACGACACCGUUAAUGUUUGGAUCUUUGACCUAGACGACACUCUCCUCUCUAGUAUUCCCUACUACGCCAAAUAUGGAUACGGGACAGAGAAUACCGACCCGGGGGCGUACUGGUUGUGGUUAGGGACCGGAGCAUCAACUCCCGGGCUCCCGGAGACUUUGCAUCUUUACCAAAACAUCUUAGAACUCGGGAUUGAACCCAUCAUACUCAGUGACCGUUGGAAAUUGUGGAAGAAUGUCACUCUCGAGAAUCUUGAGGCUGCUGGCGUGACCUACUGGAAGCAUCUCAUAUUGAAGCCAAACGGUUCGAACUUGAGGCAAGUGGUGUACAAGUCAAAGGUGAGGAAGAGCUUGGUAAAGAAAGGAUACAACAUCGUUGGGAAUAUUGGAGACCAAUGGGCUGAUUUGGUUGAGGAUACUCCUGGAAGGGUUUUUAAGCUCCCAAAUCCACUCUACUACGUACCUUCUUAAGCAUCUAUCUAUCAUCAUGGCUUUGUCCCCUUGUAUCCGCUUCAUAUAUAUCUAUGUCGUUUUGUUUAUCUAUGUAGCCGUUUUGGCACCGAUGCAUAAAUAAAAUGUCUAUGCUAUC